AUGAAUUGCAUUUCAAGUGUUUUAUCCCUGCUUACGUUCUGCAAUAUUUUCCACUUCAACUUUGGCGAGCCCAUAUUUGGCAGCGAAAAUGUUCAUAUUAAAGUGCACUUACCCGAAGAAAUAUCCGCUGCAACUCAUACGCAUUAUGAGCCUAACUUGCAUGAUGACCCAACAAUAAUUUGCAUCCCAACACACAAAAUUCUACAACAUCAUCGUCAGCGCAAUCACAGAAAGCACUUACCACAUAAGUCAACUGCCGCAAAACCUCAGCACACUGAUUACGACACUUUAUUGACGAAUAUUCUGCUAUCCGAUUUAAAAACUCCAAUUAGUAAUCCGCAUAUGGACUAUCUGAAACAUACCGAUCACAUAACCAAGCAUUCAGCAUAUCCCAUAGUGCAAGAGGAUUACGAUAGCCAUUCUGAUGAAAGUACUCCUAAGUCACCUACAAAAUAUGUGCAAACAUACAAAUUGAUAGAGACCUAUGAACCACCUUUCGAGCAAGACUCGAGUGCAUACCAAAACCAUCACCAUCAUAAACACCCUAAUCUACAUGAGCAACCGCAAAUGCAAAGUGAAACCAUCAAAAUUUAUGAGUCGAAGUAUCAGAAGCCAAGAGCAGAAUUUGUACUGGAGACUCCCAACAGCAUUGGUGUCGCUGCUAAGAGUAACGCCCAUAGAAUGCAUACGAAAAUAGGGAGACCGUAUAAAGAUCUGAAAGGAAUUAUGGAGCCAUCAUCAACAAAUGGUUAUGUCGGCCAUAAGUCUUACUACAGUGCCGAAAAGUCUUUGCCGAGCGGUUAUGGUUUUGCUAAGCCAACCUCAUUCCACCAAUAUAGCAGUAAUACUGACUUAACAGCCAACGAAAAUUAUGGAGCAUCGAAAGACACCUCAGCUGCAGACAUGACUGAGUUUUUUGUUUCCAAGGAGAGUCUUGAUUUACCUAAUAAAGAGGCAAAAGAUUUCCAUGCCGCGUUUCAGUACCCAACGCUUGGCAUUGCAAAUAUUCAAUCAUUCAUCGGCAAUAUGUAUCUGCCUGGUAUUGAAGAGAGUCCACUUGCUCAAAUAGCGUCUGAAACUUAUGUCGGCAUUGAUAGCUAUGCAGCGCGUCAUGUGCAAGGCGUAGAUGAUUUGACCUACUCGCCUUAUAGGGAUAAGUUUAUUUAA
Molecule: messenger RNA, 1167 nt
Organism: Anastrepha obliqua
Lineage: Eukaryota; Metazoa; Arthropoda; Insecta; Diptera; Tephritidae
Exons: 2
Coding region: 1-1167 (388 amino acids)
Source: RefSeq, a predicted model, not a curated record